CUAAUCCUUAUAUCAUUCAUCACUCACUACUCUCCAUUUUCUCUCUCCUCUUUCCUUGUCAUUCUUCCAUCGCUUCACAUUUCCGAUUCUCGUUCAUCAGGUAGACUAAAAAAAAAGAGAAAAUAAAAAUAAAAAUAAGGGAUCUUUGUGUUUCUCUCUCCUAUGUUCUGUCUGUUCAAUUGAAUCGGUGGUUGGUGAAAUUGGGGGUUUUUGAAAUCAAAUAAUCUGCAACACGAAAGAAUCGAUAUUCAAUCGUUUUGACUUCGAUCUUUAAUCGUCAUUUUAGGGUUUUGUUUUUCUCUAAUCGUUGCGCAUUUUGUUUUUCUUUUUUUUAUAAUCGGGUUUGGAUAAUCCGAUCUUGGCGUCGUCUCGAUUUUGAGCCGAUUUUGAUUUUGGGUUGAAGGAUAAUCGGAAAGAUAAUUUUGGGGUUUUAUAGGAUUUUCAAUUAGGGUUUGAGUUUGGUGUUUUUUUUUGUUGAGGGAUUUUUGGGUUCGAUUUAGGGUUUAUCUGGGAGAAAGAUAAAUAAUAAGAUGUUAGGAGCUGGUAUGCAGUUUAAUCGGAGUCGUAGUGAUGAUCGGUUCUACAUUCCGGCAAAAGGCCGAAGAAAUCAUCAUCAAAAUCAGAAGAACCCACAACUUGAAAGAACUCAAAGUGAUAUUGUUAAUGGAGGAUUAGGUCGAGGAAACAAAUGUAGAGAAAAACCUGUAAUUUCGAGGGUUAGGGAGCCAGAAAACCGGACCGAGGAUGCCAUAAAUCCGGCGGCCUCACCGGCUUUUGAACAGGUGGAGUCGUCUUUGAGUAAUGUAGAACGUUUUCUUGAGGCAAUUACUCCUUCUGUUCAUGCUCAGUAUCUAUCCAAGACUACAAUGAGAGGGUGGAGGACUUGUGAUGUGGAGUUUCAACCCUACUUCAUGCUGAGUGAUUUAUGGGAGUCUUUUAAAGAGUGGAGUGCUUAUGGUGUAGGAGUCCCUUUGGUAUUGAAUGGCAGUGAUUCUGUUGUUCAAUAUUAUGUACCUUACUUGUCUGGCAUUCAAAUUUACGUCGACCCAUCGAAAUCUCCUGUUAAGUCAAGGCGCACAAGUGAAGACAGUGACGGAGACUAUUUCAGCAGGGAUUCAAGUAGUGAUGGAAGCAGUGAUUCUGAGCGUGACAGGGGUUUGGCAUACUCAAGGGGCGAACAGAAUCAUUAUAGCCACCCGAGUGAUAUUUCUCUUAAAACGGAUAGAUUAUAUUUGAGAGAUCAGCGUACAUCAUUGCAAGAGGAGUUUUCGAGUGAUGAGGGUGAAUCUGGGACUUCUCAAGGUUGCCUGUUGUUUGAGUAUCUAGAACACGCUCCACCCUAUAGUCGUGAGCCUUUGGCUGAUAAGAUAUCUGAUCUUGCGUCGCGUUUCCCGGAUCUGAAGUCACUUCGCAGUUGUGAUUUGCUGGCUUCAAGCUGGUUUUCUGUGGCAUGGUACCCAAUAUAUAGGAUACCAACUGGACCGACAUUGAAAGAUUUAGAUGCUUGUUUCUUGACCUAUCACUCACUACACACACCGAGUGGAGAUGUUACUCCCGCUCAAGCUCCGGUGGUGAUUUAUCCCAGUGGGAUUGACGGAAUUUCGAGGAUAUCUCUACCAGUUUUUGGUCUUGCUUCAUACAAAUUCAGAGGAUCACUGUGGACCUCAAAUAGUGGGACUGACCGUCAACUAGUGAACUCGCUCUUGCAGGCAGCUGAUAGUUGGUUGAGACUGCUCCAGGUCAAUCACCCUGACUACCUGUUCUUCUGUCGUAAUAGAUAAUGUCGAUAAAUAGACUGUAAUUGUACAUUUCCUACCAUUUUGGAGGAAUGUCCGAGCGUGGGCCUUUUUCUGAAGGAAAUUGCUAUCUGUCAGGUGGUUGAUGAGUUCAGAGUCUUUCUCUGACUUGUUCUAGUCAUCUGUAUCAGUUAGGGAAAAAAGAAAAAAAAAAACAAAAAACAAAAAACACAAAAAAAAAGAAAACAAACAAACAAAAAGAAGGCUGUUUCACUGCCUGUACAGAUGAAAGAUUAAGGUGCCGUUGGAUUUGGUUAGAAACAGGAUAGGUUUAGAAAGCUGCUGCAUGGCUGAGCGCUUGACAAGGCUUGCAAUCAGAAGGAGCAGGCUAGUUUUAUUUUCUGGUUUAGUCUUUAUUUAUAUAUCUCCAAGUGGGAAAAAAGGCUUUGUUAACUUCUAAAAUUCCCUGCCCUGAUGAUCAGUUACUACAAGAUAGCUAAUAUAAAGUUCGAAGGGUAAUUUGAUAGGUUGUAACUGGAGUUUAUGAGCUUUUGUGCGGACACGCUGUUGUUUUAUAUAUAGAGUAGUUUUAUAGAGUAAUAGAUGAAUGAAGUGUGUUUAGUUUAAA
Beta vulgaris subsp. vulgaris (sugar beet) is the source of this 2364-nucleotide messenger RNA. RefSeq lists its product as hypothetical. The record is from RefSeq and is a predicted model, not a curated record. NCBI's taxonomy places the organism in Eukaryota, Viridiplantae, Streptophyta, Magnoliopsida, Caryophyllales, Amaranthaceae. The transcript has 6 exons. The coding region runs from base 531 to 1781 and encodes 416 amino acids.